GCGAGGAGGUUGGGCCUCAUUCACACUCAGGGCCAGGCAGUUUAACUUCCCUACUCCGUUCCUCUAACAGCUGGAACGGCGAGACCUUGGUUAUGUCUUUGGCGGAUCAGAGUUUGCAGUUUUUCCCGGUGAGCGCGCGGGUGUCGGUGCUCCGGGCACGAGGCCUCCGAGUCAAAGGGAAGGAUGGCACUAAUGAUGCGUACACGGCUCUGCAGGCGGGCCGCGAGACGUUCCGCACGUCGGUAUCGGAGAAGCGCGCGGAGCCGGUAUGGGGCGGGGAUGCCGCCGCUUUCAUCUUCACGCUGCCGCCGGAGAGCGCGCGUGCAGAGCAGGACGGCGUCCCACUGCAGGUGCGCGUGCUGCACCGUGUCCCCCUCGGAGCGGACAAGUUGCUCGGACUGACCGUCAUCGAUGUGCACGAGCUCCGGCAGAACAGCGCGCGCGAGAACCCACAGUGGUUUAAACUGUUAAAUAAGGCAGGAAAAGCCGAUAAGGAGCGUGGUGAGAUUCUGCUGGACAUUCAGUUCCUGAAGAGCAGUAUGAGUAUCAGCAUGACUGACCUCUCUGAUAAAUCACACUCGCGUCUUGGGAAGUUCAAGGACAAACUCAAGGGAAAAAAGAAGGAAGGGUUGAGCGACUCAGCAUCUGCCAUUUUGCCUUCAGUCAGCCAGGUGCUGACGGACAGUGAGGGAGAGAUGGAUGGCGAGAUGGAGGGAGAGUCAACAAAGAAGAAGAACAAACUAAAGUCUCUUUUUGUUCCUAAAUCCAACAUGAAGCGCAACUCUAUGUCUCAGUCCAUGUCCUCAUUAGGGACGCUUCCUGAUAAAAACUCGUCAAUCAGCUCGAGCACGUCCUCAGGCCUCAAUGUGGACUCUACAGAAGGAAAGAAAAAGAAGAAAUUUCCCUUUUUAACACACAAGCGGAGUGGUAGCACAGACAACAAGGUGUCCAAUCAUGGUGAUGUCACCCUUGGCUCAACCAAUCAGAAUCCUCCAUCACCGAUUGCAAUUUGCAUAAAUGGGAGUCCUGUAUUCAGAGAGGAAACCCAAAGUGAAGACAUGCAGGAAAUGAAGGAGGAGGUAGAAAAAGAGGAAGAAGAGCAGGAACGACUGGAGGAAGAGAAAAGGAGGGAAGCUGAAGAGGAAAAAAAGAGACAAGUGAAAGAAGAGGAAAGGAAAAAGGAGGAGGAAGAAAAAAGGAUAAAGAUGGAGAGAGAGAAAGAACAAAAGAGAAGGAUGGAGGAGGACGAACAAAGAAGGAUGGAGGAGGAAAGAGAGAGGCUAAGGAUGGAGAGGCAGAAGGAGGAACAAAGAGAACUAGAGGAGGAAAGAGAGAGGUUAAGGAUGGAGGAGCGAGAGAGGCUGAGGAUGGAGAGGGAGAAGGAAGAGCAAAGAAGGAUGGAGGAGGAGCAAGAGAGGCUAAGGAUGGAGAAGGAGGAGCAAAGAAGGAUGGAGGAGGAAAGGGAGAGGCUAAGGAUGGAGAGGCAGAAGGAAGAACAAAGAAAGCUGGAGGAGGAAAGGGAGAGGCUAAGAAUGGAGGAGCGAGAGAGGCUGAGGAUUGAGAGGGAGAAGGAAGAGCAAAGAAGGAUUGAGGAGGAGCAAGAGGUGCUAAGGAUGGAGGGGGAGAAGGAAGAGCAAAGAAGGAUGGAGGAGGAAAGGGAGAGGAUAAGGUUGGAGCGGGAGAAGGAAGAACAGAGGAUAAGGAUGGAGGAGGAAGGAGAAAGGAGAAGGAUGGAGAGGGAGAAGGAAGAGCAAAGAAGGAUGGAGGAGGAAAGGGAGAGGAUAAGGUUGGAGCGGGAGAAGGAAGAACAGAGAAUAAGGAUGGAGGAGGAAGCAGAGAGGAUAAGGAUAGAAGGGGAGAAAGAAGAGCAAAGAAGGAUGGAGGAGGAAAGGGAGAGGCUAAGGAUGGAGGAGGAAAGGGAGAGGAUAAGGUUGGAGGAGGAAGCAGAGAGGAUAAGGAUGGAGAAGGAAGAGCAAAGAAGGAUGGAGGAGGAAAGGGAGAGGAUAAGGAUGGAGAGGGAGAAGGAAGAACAGAGGAUAAGGGAGGAGGAGGAAAGCGAGAGGAUAAGGAUGGAGAGGGAGAAGGAAGAACAGAGGAUAAGGGAGGAGGAGGAAAGGGAGAGGAUAAGGAUGGAGAAGGAAGAACAAAGGGUAAGGGAGGAGGAGGAAGCAGAGAGGAUAAGGAUGGAGAGGGAGAAGGAAGAGCAAAGAAGGAUGGAGGAGGAAAGGGAGAGGAUAAGGAUGGAGAGGGAGAAGGAAGAACAGAGGAUAAGGGAGGAGGAAAAGGAGAGGAUAAGAAUGGAGUGGGAGAAGGAAGAACAAAGAAGGAUGGAAGAGGAGGAAAAAGAGAGAAUAAGACUAGAGAAAGAGGUGCAAAGAAGAAAGUUGGAGCAGGAAGAAAAAAUGAGGAUUGCUGAGGAGGAAGGGAUGAAGGAAGAGAAGAAACGCACAGAGGGAGAACAAAUGAUGAAAGGGGAAGAAGAACAGAAACUGACUUCCACGGACUUCACUCGUUCAGCCAGAAUCUCCAACGUUAAACCGAGCGUGUCUGUCUCUGCAACAGUUUCUCAACUGUUCAUGGCAAACACUAACCCCUUUUUGGACGACUGUUUAGAUGCCAGCAUUUCAGAAAACAUCAGUGUUAAUGAGGCAACUACUAAAAAAAGACGUGCACCUUUGCCUCCACAAAAGAAGCCAGUGUUGACCGGGCCAGAUGUUUCCACCAGUGGGGUUCCUGAACAGCAUUCCCUUUUAACAGAAUUCUCAAAAUGUCCAGCACCUCAACCACCAGGUAUUCUGAAGAUGACUAGUGAAGUGACUGUCAAAGAAAACACGAAUCAAGUAGGUCUUGGUCAAGAACCGAGGAAAAUCCCUGAGACGUAUCAGGAAAGCAGUGUCUCCUCAGUCUCUCAAGAUGACACACAAGUUGAUGUUAAUCCUUUUACAUGUGAUGAACCAGUGGCUGUAAAACACAAGAGACCAGCACCAAAACCAGGAAGUGGGAUAUCCAUGUCUGAAGGUAAGCCAAGAAAUGGUGGCAAAAACCUAACCGAAGGUACUGUUCACCUUGAAGAAAAAACAAGUGCUUCUAAUAACCAGAAACUGUUGAGAGCCCCAAAUGAUUUAGUUGAAGAUGUCAAAAGUGACCUUACUGAUCUGUCAUGGAGAGAACAACAUCUGGAAGACAUGGUUGAGCCUGACUCUGCAAAACUAAAUGCUCCUUCAUGUGUCAGUCCAGAACCUCUGGGUUGCAAAACUGAUGGACUGCCAGGCAUGGAAAGAUCCCAAAAGAAGUAUCAAGCCCCUCUUCCUCCAGCUAAACCCAAAAGAAGUGGAGAUCCAAGCACCCCACACCAGCAGCCAUCUCUUUUAAACAAGACUAACCUUGAACAAACCUUAGAGAACCAUAGUAAUAAAAAGGACCAAGAAAAUUCAUGGGUUUCUAGUGUCGAAAUACCUGCAGACAGCACUCCAUCAUCCACAGUUUCAUCCUCAACUUUUACUCCAAUUGCUGGGAAUUCACAAGUCAUGAAACCUUGUGCUAUUGAGUCGGUGGAGACUGGUUCUGGGUCAAGGACUUUGUCGUGGGCAAAUGUGGUACCCAGUGAUGUAGGUGAAGUAAGGGAACAAGUUGCUCCCACUUCAGUAAUCAGGCAGCAUGCUGUGAAACCCCUGAGUGCUGCAGAGAAUCUGCAUGAAAUUCAUGAAUCUCGAGUAACUGACAACACACAGCCCAAAACGAAGGCUGCAGAAGGAGCAGCGAAAGGCCCAUAUUCUCAGCUGACGCAGGCUGAGCUGAUCUCUCUAGCAUUGCGUCAACAGGAACAGCUUUCACAGCGUGAUGCUAGGAUUCAGGAGCUGGAGAGAUACAUCGAUAACCUACUGGUGCGUGUGAUUGAGGAAAAACCAAGCAUUCUGAUGACCAUGAACGCAGUGAACAAAUCUAUGUGAGCAGUCAAACAGGAGGUGCUGAACAAAGCAAUACUGACUUUCAGGAAGAUGAACUGACAAUGCUAAGUUAGGAUGUGCUAGUGUAGUACUCACUGUGGUGCAAAGUCUAUGGUUUUAAAGUCUUUAUUACAGAGAUAAACACAUUGACAUGGGAUUUAUUCCCCCCCCUCACAUUCAUAAACCUGCUCGUAUUACAUAUCAUGGGACAGAAUAAAAUGCAGCAUUUGUAGUUUCCUGUUUUGUAAAGCUCAGGCUUUGGUCACUAUUGGACAUACAGCUCUCUGUACCUACUUUGUUUAAUAGUUCCUUUUUUGUGUGUGAAACGAGGGAAAGUCACACCUAAAACAUGCAGUAUAUUGCCUUACUCGAUGUUGUGUAAUGAGUGCAAUACUGUAUCCCUAAAGCACUUUAAUCAGACAUAUAUAUUUUUCUCCUUUUUUGAAUUUUGUAAUCAAGUGAUUUUUGUAAUUUAUAACUUUCAUUUGAAGUGAUGUUAUCGUUUUGGGUUUUUUUUUCUGAAAUAAAGGAUCAUUUUGCAGUA
Neoarius graeffei (lesser salmon catfish) is the source of this 4491-nucleotide messenger RNA. RefSeq names its product RAB11 family interacting protein 1 (class I) b (gene rab11fip1b). Gene Ontology annotation, molecular function: small GTPase binding. Gene Ontology annotation, cellular component: intracellular membrane-bounded organelle. Lineage: Eukaryota; Metazoa; Chordata; Actinopteri; Siluriformes; Ariidae. Gene Ontology annotation, biological process: regulated exocytosis. The coding region runs from base 93 to 3950 and encodes 1285 amino acids. The transcript is spliced from 6 exons. The record is from RefSeq and is a predicted model, not a curated record.